AUGAAUUGCGCCCGAGGUGGCCACGAUCGUCGCCUAACGUUGAUUGCAAUUAUUUUCGCGAAUCUCGCGAGUGCAUUCCACGGGAACAAUGGAGUGCUCGAGUACUGGGAUCCGGAUACGUGCAAAUACGAUGAGUACUUCGAUACAAUCUCCUUGUCUUGCUCGCGAUGCAACGCCAGCCGGAAUCUCGUACCGGCCGUGGACCGUCUGCGAUGUCAGUGCGACGAGUUAAGCGGAAUGAUCGGUUUCGAGAACGGCAAUCCACUUUGCGCCGCGUGCGGCCCCAACAUGACCGCGACCGCUGACGGAAAGGAUUGCGUCCUGAGUCCGAACGCACCGUGCAAAUGCUCUUCAAAUCAAGUAAAACUGGACCGAAAUAUAAAUGGCGCACUGUUGGAUGCUGUGCUCUGCGUAACGUGCAUCCAGGGCACGUAUCCAUCUGCCGAUUGUUCCAAAUGCUUGCCGUGCGGCAGCCGUGAGAACAGCGGCCACGUUAAUUGCGUGUGCCCGAGUGCGACACACGUGAGACUAAGAAAUUAUUGUCUGCACAAGGACGACGUCAACGACUGGCCGGAUAUCAGAGGCACGUAUCUGAUGAAGUUUCGCAGCGAACACGUCGACAGUUAUUAUCUGAGAAGCGAACUGCAAGUCGCGACGCACCUUUGCAAGAAGAGAGACAGAAUGGCAUGCGAGCAUUUGUCGAACAUAUGCGCCCUGACUCUUUACAGUGACGGUAUAGCUUGCAUGUUUUUUAUGCAUACGCCCAUGGCACCCGUAUGGUUGUUUUAUAAUAAACAAGACGCGGCGGCAGUGCUGAACGAUACGAGGAUAUCCGAGAGAUAUAGUCUCAGAAAAGGGGAUAAUAAUACCAUCCUUAAUUUUACGGUCGCAAGAUUCGCAUUGAACGGCAAAUUCUUGUCCAUCGGUAGACCGACUCUACCCUGUCAAUUUCUGAGAAAUGUAAGGUUCGGUGUAAAUUUCAGCAAAAAAUGCAAAAUCACCGCUGUUGAAUUACUCAACGCACAAGUAGAAUUGCUAUCUCCUUACUUAACAUUUAGAGAGGACAAUAAAUCAUUUAUACACGCAUUGCCUGUGAUUGUUAAGUCGCCAGAUCAGAAUAUUAAGGAAAUUUCGCAUCAGCAAUUGGUACGAAAAUUCUUUCUGGUCGACAAUGUAAGCGGUUUCAAAGCGUUACCGAUGUUUAUACACAGCAGAUUCAUAAAAGCAUCAGAACUUUCCGUUCUUCGUUAUAUGAAAUCUUUGACUAUCUUCGUAAACGUUCAGAAUAGAAAAGAUCACGGCAAGAUCUUCGCGCCCAUUCUGAUUGUAGAGUACGACGAGCUAACAUAUCAAGAUUUCCUUAAUAAUUCCGAUGUUAUAAUAAAUUACAAAGUUGCAUUUGUUCUGAAAGAUAACGAUAUAGAUUAUGAUGUUCAGAUAACUAUCGGAGUUUUUACGGGAAUAGCAUUAAUAUUUUCCAGUGUCAAGGCGUGGAAUUAUUAUAAACGUAAUCACAACGGCAAUCUUAGUAUAGCCGUUUUAUUGUGGUUCCUGAUUUACAGCAUGGGUGUGGUUGGAAAUGCAAUCACAUUUGUGUGCAUCUGUACAUGCGUGUAUCUGUUUGUCUUUUAUAAAGCCCAAACUGUACCGUACGUUCUUCUUCCCAACGAAGAUAGUGAAGAAAAAAUCAGAACAUACAUUACCGUAGCGUUUAGUUUUAAAAUUGCAGAAAUGAUAGGGUUCGUCUAUCAGCACUGGGAUUUGAGCGUGUUUUUCAUCGACUGGGAACAACAGAGGACGAUACACGAUCAACCGAAGUACGACUCUCCGCGUACUUCUUUACAGAAAUUGUAUUCCAACAGAUUUCCAAAGGGUGAGGGUAAAUCUUCGAGAAUAACAUCGGACAUCAUCGCGUCCAAGCGAAGAAGAUUGCAUAGGACGAACAAGAACACGAGCCCCAGUGAAAUGUCCAAGUCUUCUUCGAUUGAAAAAUACACGCCGGAUUUUUCUUCCAUUUGUUCGAUCGCGCCUUUGCAGGAGACAACCGAACGCAGUUAUGUACAUGAUUUUCCAAUCAGCGUUUGGAGAACCUACUUCAUCGCGAACGAGUGGUGCAAAUUGCAAACCAGAAGAAGGAUAAAUGUAGCAUUGCAAUCGAUUUACACUCUAUGUUUCCUGCAGAUAUUCGAUUUGGAAUCGUGGAUGUUAGCGAUACCGGAAUCGAUUAUCUCGAAUACAUCAUCCGAAACGGAGAACAAUUUUACGCUGCAAUUCGCGAUUUGCACCUUCAUGUACAUAUUUAUAUAUCUCUCACAAUGGUUGAUCCGUUUUACGUUUUACGAGAGAUACAUUAGAAACAGACUGCAGAAGUUCGUAGAUCUAUGCUCGAUCGCGAACAUCAGUGUGUUCAUAUUGGCACAUAAUUAUUAUGGCUUUUAUAUCCAUGGAAGAUCAGUACAUGGAUUUGCGGAUACUGAUCUUCCUACCCUGAUAAACGAUUUGAGAAAGGAAGAAGACGAUUUAUGUGCGCACAGAGGCCUGGUACCCGGCACAACCGACCAAACUUUUAUAUUAUCGUUGACCUACUCGUUUAAAUCGUUAUAUGAUGAACUCAUGAGGCAAAAGAAUAAUGGAAGCGUGGGAAUUUUAAAAGCAAGCGACACACCUAGAAAUUGGAAACAAUUAUCUGAAACCAGGUCAAAAAUUAGGCUCUUUCUAACGCAAUUUCUGGAUCAUUGUUUGGAAAAUGAAGAUUAUAUAAUCAAAGAGCAGCACAUAUUAGAAAAAUUAUGGGAUGUUCUUUUUGUAGAUGCCAAAGACAAAUCUGUUUUUUAUAUUGAUAAUAAUUAUUCCUUCAACAAAGUAGUGCUUCAUGGAAACGAAUGGUUAUUAGCGACAUUUGAAAUCACUGUGUUUGCCUUCUUUUUGGCAUUGUAUAAUUCUUAUAUUUUCGCUUGUAUAGCGACGGUUAUCAUAUCUCAAUUAUUCUUAAUGAUCAUUAAAUGCAACGUUAAGAGAAAUCUCUGCAACAAAUCAUUAUUGGACAAGAGAUUCCUAAUGUAACCAUGAUAAAAUAAACAAUAAUUAAUUAAACAAACAUUAACUAAUACAUUAUAGUUAUUACUUUCAUA
Messenger RNA from Mycetomoellerius zeteki, 3131 nucleotides. RefSeq names its product meckelin. The record is from RefSeq and is a predicted model, not a curated record. Gene Ontology annotation, cellular component: MKS complex; ciliary transition zone. Bases 1 to 3063 code for a protein of 1020 amino acids. The transcript has 13 exons. Gene Ontology annotation, biological process: cilium assembly. Lineage: Eukaryota; Metazoa; Arthropoda; Insecta; Hymenoptera; Formicidae.